AUGGCGACUACUAACACCCCAGACUUCGUCAAGGAAACCCCUACACCCUCGGCCGAACACCGCGAUGUUGUGGACGGCAAUCCGUUGGAAAAGGAGCAUGCGGCAAGCGGUCUUGGCCUGUCAGGUUACGAGACAUUGGGUCUGUGGGAGACGGUCAAGGCAUUCAAAAUGACCACUUUUGUCUGCUUCAUGAUGUGUUUCAGCGCUGCCACGGACGGUUAUCAGAUUGGGAUCAACGGGAAUAUUAUUGCGAAUCCCGGAUUCGUCAAGCAAUUCGCCACCAAGACAAACGAAGCCGGAGAACCGUAUCUCGCAGCGUCCGUGCUCAGCGCUUGGAGUGCAAUCAUGUCUGUGGGCCAGAUCAUUGGGAUGACCUCGCUCGCGUUCAUCACAGAUCGCUUCGGGAGAAAAGUUGCAAUGUACUGGUACUGGCUGGUGCUAGUCAUCAGCAUACUUCUCGAAUCCCUCGCGCGGAAAUGGCAGAUCUGGCUCGUUGCCAAACUCUUCGCUGGCAUGGGAGUGGGCUCGCUACAGUCGACUAUCCCAGCUUAUGUGACAGAGGUCGCACCUACGCGCAUCCGUGGAGGUCUUCUUAUGUGCUAUAGCUUCUGGUACUCGUUGGGAGGGUUUUUCGCCCCCGUGGCCUUACAGGUCCUCUCCCAGAGCAGCCCCGAAGACUGGUUAACCCCAGUUUAUACGCAAUGGGCCCAGAUUGGGGUUAUGAUUAUUAUCUACAUCUUUGUUCCUGAAUCGCCAGUCUGGUGUGUCAACAAGGGCAAAUACGACCAGGCGAAGAGAGUCCUCCAUCGCUUGAAUUAUGGAGUCAAGGAUUAUGACGUUGAUCAGCAGCUUCAGCUGCUCAUUCUAUCCAUUGACCAUGAGCGCACCGUGGCUGCAGAGCAGCGCUCGGAGAAGUGGUAUGCCAUCUUCAAAGGCACCGACGGCCUUAGGACAGUAAUUGCGUGUUGGACCCUCCUAGCACAGCAAUUCAUUGGCCUUACCUUGUUCGCUUCAUAUGCCUCAUACUUUUUCCAACAGGCUGGCCUCGAGGAUCCGUUCCAGGCCACAUGUAUCACAACCAGCAUCAGUCUCGCUGCAGGUAUUAGUUUGAUAUUCAUAGCUGACCGAUUCGGCCGGCGCUUGCUUUCCUGCACGGGCACCACCAUCUGCUGGGCCGCGAAUAUCGUCGUCGGGAUCCUCGGCGUCACGCCCCAGGUCAAAGCAACCAACUAUCUGUUCAUCUUAUUCGCAUGUAUAUGGAACCUCGGCCUCGUCGCCAACGGCGCAACCGGAUGGGGAUUCAUUGGCGAAAUCUCAUCCCAGCGCCUGCGGCCAUACACAGCUGGGUUCGCGGCCGCGACAUCAUGUGUCGCGGGUGUCGCUAUGAAUGUGAUCACACCGUACAUGGUCAACAACAAUGACUGGAACUGGGGGCUGAAAACCGGGUGGUUCUACGCGGGCCUCGGGCUUCCGUUUACCGUUGCGAUUUGGUUCCUUAUCCCCGAGACUGCUGGGCGUUCUACGGCUGAGUUGGAUGAGUUGUUCGAGAGGAAGAUCAAGCCGUGGCGGUUCCAUAAGACGACGACGGCUGCGCAACGGAAUGUUGCCGCUGGGGCUGCGGCUAAGAAUGAGAUUGAGGUGAGAGAUGAACCGUGA
Molecule: messenger RNA, 1656 nt
Organism: Aspergillus calidoustus
Lineage: Eukaryota; Fungi; Ascomycota; Eurotiomycetes; Eurotiales; Aspergillaceae
Source: the annotation of a GenBank genome assembly